Molecule: messenger RNA, 1676 nt
Organism: Oncorhynchus tshawytscha (Chinook salmon)
Lineage: Eukaryota; Metazoa; Chordata; Actinopteri; Salmoniformes; Salmonidae
Product: ubiquitin-conjugating enzyme E2 variant 1
Exons: 4
Coding region: 105-548 (147 amino acids)
Biological process (GO): DNA damage tolerance; protein K63-linked ubiquitination
Cellular component (GO): nucleus
Source: RefSeq, a predicted model, not a curated record
AGAAACGUUUUGCAACAGAAUCGGCGGACUGAAUUUACACCCCAGAACACUUGAUUUGUACUGACGCACUUAAACGUGCGCGUCCCCGCUAUUCAACGAUAAAAAUGGCGGCCGCCGCCGGAUCAGGCGUCAAAGUACCCCGUAACUUCCGGCUGCUGGAGGAGCUGGAAGAGGGCCAGAAAGGCGUUGGAGACGGGACGGUGAGUUGGGGACUGGAGGACGAUGAGGACAUAAUGCUGACUCGCUGGACAGGCAUGAUCAUAGGGCCUCCCAGGACAAUCUACGAGAACAGGAUGUACAGUCUAAAGGUAGAAUGUGGACCCAGAUACCCGGAGUCUCCCCCUUUUGUCCGAUUCGUGACCAAGAUCAAUCUGAAUGGCGUACACAACUCAAAUGGUGUGGUGGACACGCGGGCAGUGGCGGCACUGGCCAAGUGGCAGAACUCGUACAGCAUCCGUGUGGUGCUGCAGGAGCUCCGGCGGCUCAUGAUGUGCAAAGAGAACAUGAAGCUCCCCCAGCCCCCCGAAGGCCAGCUAUUCAGCAACUGAUUCCCCUGACCCUGACUAGCCCUGCUAUCUCAACUCUCCUUCACUCUCCCUUCAUCCAACACACAAAUAAAUAUACACAUUCAAUACAUGCACAUAAUGAUUCAACGAUUCCUCACAUGCACACAAAUCCGCACAUGCAGCGUACAUGUACCCCUCUUAUUUUUCAGAGACUCUUGAAACCUCUGUUCUCACGUAAGCUCUUUUUGCCAGGCCCCUUCCCCUUUGUCCUAAGUCAUGGCCACUUUGUCUCUCGAGACCUUCUCGUUGGACAGAGAGAUGGUUGCACAGGUGGACUCCAUCCAUACCCUACCCUGACACCCAAUGCUCACCACUGUGCAGACCAGACAUUGAUACAAAUUACUUCAUCUUUUUUUUUAUCUUUGUGUUCUACAUCCAGAUUGUAAAAUAACAUAAAUGAUCUUAUUGAGUGUACCUAUCUUAUGUGUGUGCUGGGUUCUUCAACCAAGGAUGAUGGCAUUUACUUUGUACUGUAGGUAUAACAAGGGUGGAAAUCAAGAUACUUGCUGCUCCACGAAAGAAAAAUAGACCUGUGCCCCCACCGCAAUGUGGCCGAUAAAGUUUUCACUGUUUGGCUCUUAAUUUUGCUGCAAGAAUUCUGCUCCCCCAGUUGGACUUGUCAGAGGCAGUGGUUUGGGAUCUACAGCGUAGUCUUGCCAGUGUGUUUCAGAAAGCUAAUAAAUAAACAUUGCCCCCCACCCCCUUUAAAAAAACAUUUAAUGUCUUUCAGGAUAGCUUUGGUCUCAAACUGAGUAACCAGCUUUUUGAUCCCGAAUAUGUGAAUUUAUCGGCCUUGGCACGUGUACGGUACAUGGGAUUGGGGGGGAAUAAAGGUUCUCUUGGUUUCUCUUAAAGUACAUGGGGUUUGAAAUGCUCAUCUUUUGUGCUUUGCACCUUUUUUCAGGUUCACCACAUUACUGUGGCCUCCUAUGUGGAGAAUGAGUUUUUGUUUUGUCUUUAGGGUUGACCUGUUUACUCAGAGGUCAUCGCAUACAGUGGGCUCACUGACUGCAACAUAUGGCUUUAGUUGUUUAUUUCAUAACGGGUGUGAAUCUGGGUGAAGGUGACCUGUGCAUGGUUUUAUUUGAAUUAAACCUCGUUACUUUUGCA